GCGUUAAUCAUUAGAGUCAUUAUCGGACGAGCGAGAGUGCCGGCCUUGCCAUUGGGACAUCAUGACGACCAACGCGAUUCCGACCGAGGCGCAGAAGUACCUCUCCACCCGGGGAGGCGACUAUGACUUGUCUUUCGAGACCGUGGUCCUCAAGGGACUGGCUGCGGAUGGUGGACUUUUUCUGCCUCAUGAGGUUCCCAGCGCCGAUGACUGGCAAAGUUGGAAGGAUCUCAGCUACGCCGACCUCGCCCUAAAGAUCUUCAGCCUCUAUAUCUCUCCCUCCGAAAUCCCCACCGAAGACCUGAAAGGCAUCAUCGACCGCAGCUACUCGACAUUCCGUGCCGACGAAAUCACCCCAUUGGUUCAUCUGCAGGACGAUAACCUCUUCCUUCUUGAACUUUUCCACGGACCCAGCUACUCUUUCAAGGACUGCGCCUUGCAAUUCUUGGGAAAUCUGUUCGAAUAUCUGCUUGUACGGAAGAACCGCGGGAAACAAACAAAAGACAAGCAUCACUUGACGGUUGUUGGUGCUACGAGUGGUGAUACCGGUUCUGCGGCUAUCUACGGUCUCCGAGGCAAGAAGGAUGUGACGGUCACCAUCCUGCACCCUAAGGGCCGCAUCAGCCCCAUCCAAGAAGUGCAGAUGACUACCUGCACGGAAGCGAAUGUCCACAACUUGGCUGUUACGGGCACAUUCGAUGACUGCCAGGACAUCGUCAAAGCGCUCUUCGGGGACGCCGACGCAAACGAGCACCUCAAGCUUGGCGCCGUCAACUCCAUCAACUUCUCGAGAAUCCUCGCCCAGAUUGUCUUCUACUACUACUCGUAUUUCCAGCUCGCGAAGAAGUCGUCCUCGUUCAACGUUGGCGAUAAGGUCCGGUUCGUCACUCCCACUGGAAACUUCGGAAACAUUCUCGCCGGUUACUUUGCACACAAGAUGGGGCUUCCCGUGGAUAAGCUGGUUGUGGCCACCAACGAGAACGAUAUCUUGCAUCGUUUCUGGACGACUGGCCGCUACGAGAAGCACCCUGCUGAGGACAAACAGUCUGGCAAGCCCGACGCUUGCAAGGAGACUCUUAGCCCGGCCAUGGACAUCCUGGUGUCCAGCAACUUCGAGAGACUAUUGUGGUUCCUGUCCAAGGAGCACGCCCUGGCCAAUGGCGCCGACAGCCAAUCUAGCAAGAAGCAGGCCAGCGAGGACAUCGUGUCCUGGUACCAGUCGCUGAAGUCCUCCGGCGGCUUCGGACCCAUCCACCAGGACAUGUUGACCAACGGCCGACAGAUCUUCGAGAGCGACCGUGUCAGCAACGCCGAGACCUCGGCGACCAUCAAGUCCUGCUACCAAGAGACCAAGUAUGUCCUUGAUCCCCACACCGCCGUGGGAAUCACCGCCUCCCACCGAUCGCUGUCUCGGACGGGCGCCCCCACGCAUCACAUCUCGCUGUCCACGGCCCACCCCGCCAAAUUCUCCGACGCCGUCGCUACGGCCUUGAAGGACGAGGCUGGCUUCGACUUCGACGCCCAGGUGCUUCCGGAUGAGCUGAAGGCUCUCCUGCAGAAGGAGACCCGCGUGACGCAGGUGGAGAACUCGUGGGAGGCCGUGAGGGAGAUCAUUAAAGCCCAGGUCCAGAAGGAGCUGAAGGCCGAGGAGAAUGCUUAGGACUUUAGAACUAAAGAGGGGAGUGAUUGGUGAAUGUAUAUCAACGAGCCCUAAAAUUGCAGUAUAUCUAGAUGAUAGAAAUGUUUAUGUCUUCUCAAUUAUGAC
Molecule: messenger RNA, 1765 nt
Organism: Aspergillus steynii IBT 23096
Lineage: Eukaryota; Fungi; Ascomycota; Eurotiomycetes; Eurotiales; Aspergillaceae
Product: threonine synthase THR4
Exons: 10
Coding region: 62-1660 (532 amino acids)
Biological process (GO): L-threonine biosynthetic process
Molecular function (GO): threonine synthase activity
Source: RefSeq, a predicted model, not a curated record